Molecule: messenger RNA, 957 nt
Organism: Aspergillus puulaauensis
Lineage: Eukaryota; Fungi; Ascomycota; Eurotiomycetes; Eurotiales; Aspergillaceae
Exons: 3
Coding region: 1-957 (318 amino acids)
Molecular function (GO): oxidoreductase activity; FMN binding
Source: RefSeq, a predicted model, not a curated record
AUGUCAACGACCCUCUUUGGUCAAAAGUACCGAUCGCCCAUCCUCAUGGCACCUAUUGGGGUUCAGUCCCUGGCGCAUCCAGACAAGGAGCCAGGCCUGGCAGAAGUGUGCUCUGAGCUAGAUAUUCCAUAUAUCAUGAGCUCAGCGGCGAACAGUUCAUUUGAGGAGGUAGCAACAGCUAGCGGUCCAGGCAAAAGAUGGUAUCAGUUGUACUGGCCCAAGGAUAACGAGAUUACUCUGUCAUUACUUGAGCGCGCGCGACAGAAUGGGUUCGACGCACUUGUGGUUACUCUGGAUACGUGGUCUUUGGCCUGGCGACCAGCCGAUCUCGAUAAUGGAUUCCUGCCAUUCCUUGCGGGAAAUGGCACAGAAUUCGGUCUUUCGGAUCAUGUGUUCCAAGCAAAGUACAAGGGGAAAACGGGCUCCACCGUGCACGAAGACAUUGCCGGGGCAUCGACAGAAUGGAUGGCCCAGAUCGUUGGGAGAAAUCAUACAUGGGAUGAAGUGGCCUUUCUCCGAAAGGCAUGGUCGGGGCCUUUGAUCCUCAAAGGAAUUCAGCAUGUGCAAGAUGCAAAGGCUGCCCUUACUCAUGGCUGUGACGGGAUUGUCGUUUCCAAUCAUGGAGGCAGGCAGCUAGAUGGAGCCAUUGGGUCGCUUGAUGUCCUCCCAGAAAUUGUUGAAGCAGUCGGAUCUGAGAUGACAGUUCUCUUCGACUCUGGAAUCCGGACAGGCUCGGACAUUAUCAAAGCCCUGGCCUUGGGAGCUCACGCUAUCCUGGUAGGGAGACCAGUGAUGUACGGAUAUGCCGUGAAUGGCAAGCCAGGCGCAAAGGCUGUGCUACAAGGGCUACUGGCGGAUCUCCAUUUGAGUAUGGCCACCGCGGGAAUACCCUCGAUCGGUGCUUGUAACCGAGAGGUAUUGCGGAAGACGCCAUUGGGGAAAGACGCGAAGCUCUAG